Molecule: messenger RNA, 1156 nt
Organism: Phoenix dactylifera (date palm)
Lineage: Eukaryota; Viridiplantae; Streptophyta; Magnoliopsida; Arecales; Arecaceae
Source: RefSeq, a predicted model, not a curated record
ACAAUUUGUCCUAUUCCUUGAUUAAUUAUAUAUAUAUAAUAUCAAAAUCCAACAUUGAGAGGCACCUCCGGUGGCUGAUUGUUACAAGUGCUCUUCCCGGCCAGCCCAGGGAAAGAAAAGGUGCCAAUGGAUUUUUAUUCUGUGUGCCGCUGCCGAAUCAUAACCGGUAAGCGUACACGUGGCCCCCAGUCCCGUCCAUCACACUGGGGGCGCGUUACAUCGCCAGCUGGAACGAAGGGCCGAUGUGGAUGCAUCACUUUAUAUGCGAUCCUCUCGAUCUCCCUCCAAUUACUCCAAUCGGAACCCAAUGGACGGAAGAUCGAACAACCCGCAUAUAAAGUAACCGAACGGACACUCGUGUUAAAGAAUGCAAACCACGCCCGGUAAGCUGUGUCCCCGAGUCGGUGGUCCAAUGCAGGAAGCGGUUUGAAGUCCCCUGUGAUCGCGUCCCCUCUUUAUAAACCCCCGCUCCCUCUCUCCACCUUUCCAAAUUGCCGAAAAGAACGAGAGAAACACUCACCUGAAACCCUGAUUCCUUCCGUUCCCCUGAUUUCGAAAUGGCCGGAACCCUAGGUUUUUCUGGAUUGAAUCCGUGCCCCCAUCUCAACUGCCCAAGCCGCCGAACGGCGUGCGGCGCGGUGGCCAUGGCGGAGGUGUCGACGGCGGUGAGGCGGCCCAAGAGCUUGUACGAGGUGCUGCGGGUGAAGAAGACGGCGUCGGCCGAGGAGAUCAAAGCGGCGUACCGGUCGAUGGCGAAGCGAGUCCACCCGGACGUGGCGCCGGCAGCCGGCGGGCUGGACUUCCUGGAGAUCCACCGGGCUUACGAGACGCUUUCCGACCCGACGGCGAGGGCGCGGUACGACCUCUCCAUCGGGCUGUUCGGAUUCGCAGCCGCGGCGCCGCUGCGGUCCCGAAGAUGGGAGACGGACCAGUGCUGGUAGGCGAUCGACCACCAACCGGCGAGGGUUCGGUUGCGGGGAGAGAGGCCGGAACCCGGGCCGGAUAUAAGCGCGUGUACGGAUCGCAUGCGGACCGCCCUUGCGACGUUCGGCAUUUAAAUGGCCCAUCAACAUCCAGAUCCCCUCUUGGUCAAAGAUUAGAGAUGACUUCUACCGGGAAAGAAAAAAAGAAAUCGAUCAAUCGAGAUGGGGGAUUU